Molecule: messenger RNA, 1557 nt
Organism: Zootermopsis nevadensis
Lineage: Eukaryota; Metazoa; Arthropoda; Insecta; Blattodea; Termopsidae
Biological process (GO): TORC2 signaling
Cellular component (GO): TORC2 complex
Source: RefSeq, a predicted model, not a curated record
UCGUGUGAGGUAUCUGAUUAGUGUGGUUUGUGUGUCGUGUGAUCUUUUAUACAAGUUUAUUCCUUCUACCGUCUUCGUGAGAAAGGUUUUAUUUAUUUGCCGAAAGCUUGUCGUCUCGUGUGACGUAAUUCGUGGUUCCGCGUGGCAGAAAUUUGUGUUGCUCAGAGUAACUGCAGAAAUGCCAUAACGUUUAUAAAUGCGUGCAGAAUUUUAACUGGGAAUCUUUAAAGGAAUAGAUCUCUUCAUGAACGUAGAAGUAAAUGGGAGGAUACUAUUAAAAAGUAAUGAAUGUAAAAUUCCUUCAGCUCUGUGGCAGUGGUAUGAACUUUGCGCCGAGUGCGGACGAAAGGGACUUUGUAUUUGACGCAGAAUUACGAGAAAUGCUUUGUUUAAAGUGACGUGAAGUUUGAAAACUGGACAGGGGUGAGCCACGAACGGUUACAAAGAUGGCGGGACCUCGCGCUCGGUUAAAGCGUUUGCCGACAUUUACGGUGUCAAGGGGAGAAGUGCAAUUCAGUCUUCGAACUGUGGACCCCAUGUUUCGGUUCUCUCUCACUCGUCUCGUUGAAACCUCUCCUGCUCCGCCCGAUUCGUCAUCUCCUGGGGCUGAAGCCAGGUUCGCUGCUAGCUGGGACACUCGGUUCAGACAGGAGUGGGUUCGACUCCGGGCGGCAGUACACGAGACCCUCAGAUUCAAGGCAGAGCCGCGUCGAGCGGGUGUGCAGACGAGGCCCGCGUUCUCCCGCGGGCAGUUGAUGUCGCUUCAUAACGACGUCAAAGUUCUUCAGCGUUCGCAGGCCGGCGCCUUCAUAUUUGAGUACUACCAGAACACACUUCUUCCCGCUGCCGCCUGCCUCCUGCUAGACGAAAUUGACCAGGCCUCUCCCGACCUCAGCGCCAGUCUCGUCGCAGCCUGGACGCACUUCUACUGCCACGCCCUCCCUUCGCUCGAGGCCAUCUUCAUUCACGUCAAGAAUCAACGAACGUCCAUCAGACAAGCCACCCUGGUUGCGUUUCGUGACUGCGUGCUUCUGAAACUGUCGGACCGUCUUCAACCCUUGCUGGAGGAAAUGAAUGCUGAAGGUAGCGUUCCGCCCGGAAUCCAACAGAUGCUGCUUGUAUUGCAGAGUGUUAUGGAGUGCUACCCCCCAAGUGAGAAGCGUCUUAAGUUAGAAUCCCUAGUCGCAAGGGUUGUAUCCCCCUAUCUAGGGCACAGGGGCCUAUAUGAAGGUGGUUACCCAAAGCCUGUGAUACCUUCGAGGGAACUGGACGUUGCUCAUCUGAGAAGGCCAAGCGUGGUUGAUCCAAGGCGACUUCAAAGGCCACUCAGUGUCAGCUCUUCAUCUCCUCAUGUCGAAACACUCAGCGACCUCUUCACACUCUCUGCUAACAGAGCAUUUCACAGGAGAGUGGGAAGUCGAGACAACAUAUGGCACUAGUUGAUUUCCGGUUUGAAGUUCGAGGAUGGAUGUGACGUUGAACAACAACCGAUCAUGGCUGACAUCGAACGUUUGCAGUUUUGUACGGAAUAAUUUGAAGUAUUUCAGUGAAGUAAAC